Protomyces lactucae-debilis is the source of this 1707-nucleotide messenger RNA. RefSeq lists its product as uncharacterized. Gene Ontology annotation, biological process: endoplasmic reticulum to Golgi vesicle-mediated transport; Golgi organization. Gene Ontology annotation, molecular function: small GTPase binding. Gene Ontology annotation, cellular component: Golgi apparatus. The coding region runs from base 1 to 1707 and encodes 568 amino acids. The transcript is spliced from 2 exons. The record is from RefSeq and is a predicted model, not a curated record. NCBI's taxonomy places the organism in Eukaryota, Fungi, Ascomycota, Taphrinomycetes, Taphrinales, Protomycetaceae.
AUGGCAGGCAAGAAAGGAAAAAAGAAGCCUGCAGCUGCGAAAAAGUCGGGUACGACAACACCGCAAGAAGCCGAAUCCAAGGCGCCCUCUGAAGCUGGUGAUGAUGCUCGUGAAGCCGUAGGGGAGACUCCAGCGCAGACUGUUACUUCAGAUGCUGUUGCAGAUGCGCAAGGCGAUGGUGUAUCGGACAAGAGGCAAGAUUCGGACGACAUUGCUGCGGAUACGAAUGGCGACGCGGUAACAAGCGCAGGAGACAUCUCCGAGGAAAAGUCCAAUGAUGCUUCUGCUGAUGAGCUGCGGAGCAUUCCAGGAAAUCAGCCAGAUACAACGUUCACAGCAUCUAAUGGCGCCAUAUCAACAGAUGUGCGACCAGACGAGGCACUACGACAAGCUCUCGAGGCACAAACUGAGCGGUCCGAAAAGCUACAACAAGAGAAAGUCGCAGCUGAAGCGCAAUAUCGCAAUCUCCUUUCUAAAGUCUCUCAAAUGAAAGCAACGCUUGGUGCACGCAUCAAGGAAGACGCUGAAGAAUUGGCUCAAAACAAGGUCCAAAUUGAUGAGCUGAUGCAACAGAAUGCAGCGCUAUCAGAGACGGUGGCUGACUUGACCGAGCGUGUCGAGGCUUUGACUAUGGAACACGAGAGUCGUGGAAAAACCACACUCACGUUGACAGAAGCCGUUGAUUCUGAGCGUAAACGGCGUGAACAAGCUGAGGAAGCUCUCGCUGCAGCUCAUAAGGCUUAUGAGUCUGCAAAAGAACGGCAAUCUAUGCAAAUAUCAGAUUGGGAGACCAUCGCAUUAGAAGAACGUGCUGCCAGAGAUCAGCUACGUGAACGAAUUGCAGAGUUAGAGGAACAGGCUUCCAUGAGCAAUGCCGGCUAUGCGUCGCUACGGUCGGUUGCUGAACAAGACGCGAAUGCGAUACAGGCGUAUAAAAAGACAAUUCAUGAAAUGCAGGUUCAGCAUCAGACGGAAUUGCGUGAGUCCGUGGACUCUAUGCAGGCAACUGUUGACGGGCUCAAUGACGAGAAGCAAGUGCUCGUCAAGCUGACGGAACAGUUGCAGGCGCAAUCAGGCACGCUGCAAGAAGAAAUCGCUAAACUCCGACCACACGAAAGUGAAGUCAAGGAAAAGACAUUGCUGAUUGGCAAGCUCAGGCAUGAAGCAGUCAUUCUUAAUGAACAUCUCACAAAGGCAUUGCGUCUGCUCAAACGCGGCUCGAGCAAUGAUGCAGUAGACCGGCAGCUACUCUCCAACCUGAUCAUCUCCUUCUUGACCAUUCCGCGGCAAGACUCGAAACGGUUCGAGGUGCUCAAGAUUGUUGCCAAUGUCCUGUCGUGGUCUGGUGAGCAAAAAGAAAUGGCAGGCUUGCUACGACCGGGAUCUAGUGUUUCAGCUGGCUUGGCGCCUCCAGGAUCCCCUCAGUCAACACGUUCGCCAAUGUUGUCUCCCUCUGGUGCGUUUCCUGGUGGUGGCCGUCCUGGCUUUUUCGAUCGAGGCUCACGACGGAGUAGCAGCGCAGCGGGUCUCAACCAAUUACAAGCGGCAGAUUUCAUUGGCAAGGACAAUGCUAGUAUGUCGGAAUUGUGGAUCAACUUUUUGGAAAAGUCAAGUGAAGUUGAGCCAGUCUCUCGAGCAACCUCGCCUGGUGCUAUGAGAACACCAGCGGCUGAAUCACCGACACCGGCAGCUGUAGCCACGCCAUAG